Pan troglodytes (chimpanzee) is the source of this 1299-nucleotide messenger RNA. It is a transcript of the gene DKK4, whose product is annotated as dickkopf WNT signaling pathway inhibitor 4. NCBI's taxonomy places the organism in Eukaryota, Metazoa, Chordata, Mammalia, Primates, Hominidae. Gene Ontology annotation, biological process: negative regulation of canonical Wnt signaling pathway; multicellular organism development. Gene Ontology annotation, cellular component: extracellular region. The coding region runs from base 593 to 1267 and encodes 224 amino acids. Gene Ontology annotation, molecular function: co-receptor binding; receptor antagonist activity. The record is from RefSeq and is a predicted model, not a curated record. The transcript is spliced from 5 exons.
AUUCUCGCGAGAAUGCGCGAGGUUGCUAGUUAACUGUUGCCAUGGGUGCGGCCGCGAAAAGGCCGCAGGGUGCCGGACCCCAGGUUUGAGGCAUGCCGCAGGCCGGAGUGUAGUGGCGCGAUCUUGGCUCACUGGAGCCUCGACCUCCUGGGCUCAAGCCGUCCUCCUGCCUAAGCCUCCUGAGUAGGAGGGUCCACAGAAGCGCGCCACCACGCCCGGCUAGUUUAAUUUUUUUUUUUUUUUUUUUUUUUUGGUAAAGACGGGAAUCUCCCUAUGUUUCCAGGCUGGUCUCGAACUCCACGGCAUAAGUGAUCCGCCCGCCUGCGCCUACCAGAGUGCUGGGAUCACAGGCCUGAGCCCACGCCCAGCCCCUUAUGGGAAUUUCAUUUCAGACUGACCAGACUUCAAGAGUGUCACUCUUAGGUCAUCUCGUCUUAAGGAUGAGAAUACACAGGUCCCCAGGGGAAAAAGCAGUGACAAACAGACGACGUGCUGAGCUGCCAGCUUAGUGGAAGCUCUGCUCUGGGUGGAGAGCAGCCUCGCUUUGGUGACACACAGUGCUGGGACCCUCCAGGAGCCCCGGGAUUGAAGGAUGGUGGUGGCCGUCCUGCUGGGGCUGAGCUGGCUCUGCUCUCCCCUGGGAGCUCUGGUCCUGGACUUCAACCACAUCAGGAGCUCUGCUGACCUGCAUGGGGCCCGGAAGGGCUCACAGUGCCUGUCUGACACGGACUGCAAUACCAGAAAGUUCUGCCUCCAGCCCCGCGAUGAGAAGCCAUUCUGUGCUACAUGUCGUGGGUUGCGGAGGAGGUGCCAGCGAGAUGCCAUGUGCUGCCCUGGGACACUCUGUGUGAACGAUGUUUGUACUACGAUGGAAGAUGCAACCCCAAUAUUAGAAAGGCAGCUUGAUGAGCAAGAUGGCACACAUGCAGAAGGAACAACUGGGCACCCAGUCCAGGAAAACCAACCCAAAAGGAAGCCAAGUAUUAAGAAAUCACAAGGCAGGAAGGGACAAGAGGGAGAAAGUUGUCUGAGAACUUUUGACUGUGGCCCUGGACUUUGCUGUGCUCGUCAUUUUUGGACGAAAAUUUGUAAGCCAGUCCUUUUGGAGGGACAGGUCUGCUCCAGAAGAGGGCAUAAAGACACUGCUCAAGCUCCAGAAAUCUUCCAGCGUUGCGACUGUGGCCCUGGACUACUGUGUCGAAGCCAAUUGACCAGCAAUCGGCAGCAUGCUCGAUUAAGAGUAUGCCAAAAAAUAGAAAAGCUAUAAAUAUUUCAAAAUAAAGAAUCAUCCACAUUGCA